CGUGAACUUGCGAUAACGAUGAUUCCACCAAACAAGUUACAGCUUUUCAGGAUGCACAUCCAUGUAUUCAAGGACAUGUGCCCCCAGUUCAUGCUAUCACAACAUGCAUCCGGCAUGACUCAUGAGUCACGAUUCACGCUGCGGACUAGAUUCUAGACUAUAGGUAGUCCUACGACGCCUGUUUCUUCUUCUUUUUUAUUCAUCAACAGCGUCUCCUUCUCUAGGUUAUCUACUCCCUUCCUGAUCAGCCUCUUCACGAGUUGUGAGGCCGCCGACCAUCUCCACCCACCUGCCAACAUGAGCUCCGGAUUCAUCGCCGUCGCUGGCGCCUCAGGUGCGCUCGGCAAGCUCAUCGUCCAAGCUGUGCUCGCACGCGGCGUCGCCGUCAAAGCCUUGGUGCGCCCAAACACCGAACCAUCACGCACAGAGGGCCUCUCCAAAGCUGGCGCGACCAUAACGCCCGUGGACAUGACCAACGUCGACGCGCUGACCCGCGAGCUCCAAGGCGCUACCUGCGUCAUCUCAUCGCUCCUGGGGUUGCGAGACGUCAUGAUUGACGCGCAAGGCAAACUCCUCGACGCCGCCGUGGCCGCGCAGGUGCCGCGCUUCCUCCCCUCCGACUUCUCCCUCGACUUCACAAAGACAGAACCCGGCUCGAACCGGAACCUGGAUCUGCACCGCGAGUUCCACACCAAGCUCGAAGCGUCGGGCGUCGCGUGGACGAGUAUCCUCAACGGAUGCUUCAUGGAGGUCCUGGUAGGCGACAGUCCCAUGGUCAACCAUGAGACACGCAAGGUCACGUACGUCGGCCAGCCGACGCAGGCACUGGACUUCACCCCAAUGGUGGACGUGGCAGCCUACACGGCCGCUGUCGCCACCGAUCCGUCGCCUACGCCACGAUUCCUCCGCAUCGCCAGCGCCGUCGUCAGCGUGCAGGAUAUCGUCGACACGGAGACACGUGUGACGGGGCAGACCUACUCGGCCAAGUGGAUGGGCACGGUGGGCACGACGAAGCUUCUAAUCAAGGCGAUGCGCGCUUUUGGCAGCGAGGAGGAGGUGUUUCCGCCGUGGCAGGGCAUGCAGUACAUGGAGAACAUGAUGUCUGGGACUGGAAAGCUCGAUCCUCUCGACAAUGAUCGAUAUCCGGGCUUGAAGUGGACUCGAUUAGAGGAUUUCUUGCGGGAGCAUAGCUCUCAAGCAUAAGGUCUAUAUUAAUACAGUCUGUAAUAUGUGAA
Messenger RNA from Emericellopsis atlantica, 1235 nucleotides. RefSeq names its product NmrA-like protein. Lineage: Eukaryota; Fungi; Ascomycota; Sordariomycetes; Hypocreales; Bionectriaceae. The transcript has a single exon. The coding region runs from base 298 to 1203 and encodes 301 amino acids. The record is from RefSeq and is a predicted model, not a curated record.